AUGGGUGAUUCGAGGCGAAUAAGGCUAACAUUCGGAGGAAGGAGUUUGGGCAGCGGUGGAGGUAGCGGCGGAGGCGGGGCGGUGGCGGAUUCGACGGCGAGCAGGAGACAAUCAUCUUGUUCAGCACCGCUUCAGCCCGAGCAGCAAUACGGGUCUACUAGUGGUUGGUCGGGAGACCCACAGUCUGGUAGUAGUCGGCCCUUGUACUCUGCAAGUGGAGCACCCAUAUCUGACGAGGAAGACAAAUGCUCGGCUAGUCAUGCUGAUGGCCGUGAUAAAGAACCGGACCCUCGGGAUUACCAUACGGUAUAUAGGGGUCAGUUUGGGAGAUUUGUUGGUAGUGGAUCGAGUCAGCCUACUACCAGCUCUGCAGAGGCAUGGUUAGUGCAGGAACCGAUGCAGGGUGGUCCUGAGGAUGGGACUAUUAUCCCUAGUUUUGGUGGUCACGUGGCACGAUAUAUCUGGAUCGAGCAGGAGCGUAGUGUUUUGCGCUGUUUGAGUAGGACAAAGUUAUGUUCUAACUUGUUUACUUGGCGAGGUCGUCAAUCUGUGGAGGACCUCGGGGCGAUUGAUGCUAGUUGGUUGUCUCACUUGCCCGCCCUGAUGUUUAAAAGACUUGAUUGGCCGCUGAUUUCUGCUUUUGUUGAGAGAUGGCAGCCAGAUACGAACACCUUUCAUAUGCCAUUUGGGGAGAUUACGAUCUUGCUGCACGACGUGUACAACAUACUUGGGUUACGUGUCGAAGGCAAUAUGGUCACCACUACUCCUAGCACGGACGUGUUACGGGACGCGUGCUCGAUCACCAUGGAUAUGACUCCAGAUGAUUUGUCUGAGAUUUGCGGCACAAAGACAAUUUGGCAGGGUAGUGGGGUGUUGACUGAUAAGAUUUUUGAGUCGACAUUGGCGGUUGACCGGGAGUUUAGUGAUCAGCUUAAUGGAUACUUGUGGUUAGUGCUUGGAGGUACACUGUUUGUAGACAAGAGUGGUAACCGUACGCAUCCUUCCUUCCUCCACGAGCUAUGUUAUAUGGAUGUCCCUAUUAACGAGUAUGCUUGGGGAACAGCUGUACUGGCUUACUUGUAUCGACAACUAGGCACGACAUCACGGAAAGGUGCUGAUUCGAUUGCUGGUUGUCUCACGCUUCUGCAAGCAUGGAUUUACGAGUACUUUCCGUGCUUUCGGCCACAGCAGGGUACCUUGACCCGGGACCUUCAAAUGCCUCGUGCGUCUGCUUGGGAUGUUGGAGCGGGACGUCCUAGCAAGAACCUGGAGCGCCUGUUAUCUUUUCGUACUAGAAUUGAUGCACUUACUGACCGUGAGGUGAACUGGCUACCGUACGGAGCUGAUCCUGCAUUACGAGUGCCCCCACUUUAUUCAUUAGCUGCAUCCAGUAUCGUAACAUCAUUGAGCCGUACAUUCCUGAUAGAGUGGUGCGACAGCUUGGUUUCGUGCAAGGCGUUCCCCGCAAGAAUCAGGCCAGAGAAGGCCAAGAGGCCGACUAACUUGAAAAUGUAUCGGGUAGACUUCCCGACCGAGAUGACAGAUGUGAUGUGGAAGAGGUUUGUCCCUAGGGUAUCUCAGAGUGUAGUUUUAGGUGCCCUCACCAGGCUUAGUGCUACAGCUCCUUCGGUUGCGCCUGGUUACAUGCAGUGGCUGUACAGGUUUUCUCACCCGCGGGUAUCUCCAGGUGCAGGAGUUACAAGCAACCUACCUGAGCGAACUAACACUGAUUAUAUUAAAAGCAAGUACAUUUCAAAUUAA
Chenopodium quinoa (quinoa) is the source of this 1761-nucleotide messenger RNA. Its product is annotated as protein MAINTENANCE OF MERISTEMS-like. The coding region runs from base 1 to 1761 and encodes 586 amino acids. The record is from RefSeq and is a predicted model, not a curated record. NCBI's taxonomy places the organism in Eukaryota, Viridiplantae, Streptophyta, Magnoliopsida, Caryophyllales, Amaranthaceae. Gene Ontology annotation, biological process: meristem maintenance; meristem development. The transcript has 3 exons.